GGCCAGGGCGCGGAGUCCUGGGACGCGGUGCGGGCGCGGGCCCACUUCCCACGUCGGCGGUCCAGGCGAGUGCGGCCUCGGCUCCUGCCCCCGCAACCGACGGAUGAUGGGGGCUCUGAGCUUCCGGCGCGGCCUGGAGUGGCUGCUGGGCCUCUACUUCCUCUCCCACAUCCCCAUCACUCUGCUCCUGGACCUGCAGGUGGUGCUGCCGCGCGAGCUCUACCCGGUCGAGCUGACGAACCUGCGGCAGUGGUACACGAAGGAGUUCAAGGACCCUCUGCUACAGGACCCCCCGACGUGGUUUAAGUCCUUCCUGUUUUGCGAGCUUGUGUUCCAGCUGCCUUUCUUUCCCAUAGCCACGUAUGCCUUCUUAAGAGGAGGCCGCAGGUGGAUCCGCACGCCUGCAAUCAUCUACUCCGUUCACACCAUGACAACGCUAAUUCCAAUUCUCUCCAUGUUUCUAUUUGAUGAUUUCUCCAAAGCCAGUGGUUUCAAAGGACAAGGACCUAAGACUUUGCGAGAACGACUGGCCCUCAUCUCGGUCUAUGCCCCCUACCUUCUCAUCCCUCUGAUGCUUCUGCUUUUCAUGUUGCGGAGCCCCUACUACAAGCAUGAGGAGAAAAGAAAGAAAAAAUGAGAGAAAUAGUGACUGGCCCAGGGGGAGAUGCCCAUAGGGCAGUUUCCCUGUUGGACCCAGUAUGAGGGAAAUUGCGCAGAACCCAUGUCUUCAGUAGCUUUGAAACACACCAGCAACGCACAGAGAGCAAGACUCUGGCAGGAGCCGCAUCAGAACCUCCCCUGUGAGGGCACUGGCGCAGACGGACCCGUCACCUGAGCGGGGACGGCAGGGGGUGGGCCAGGUCAGAGGGAAGUGGUGCCAAAUACCUCACUGCGUGCCCGACUUCCAUUGUGAGCAGGACCAGACCAGAUCCUGGAUAAACUUCCAAGAAACGUGGCCUGCCUGGCGUGUUCGUGAGUCACCUGACCCACGGUGCACGUGUGAUUAAGCCCUUGACUCCUGAUUCUCCGCACCAUAUCCUUUAACAGCAAAAUGAAGAGUGGGAUUUUUCAGGUUAUUUUUAAGUUUGAAAUUAUGCCUCUUUAAUAUGCAUUAAAACCUGUAUCAUGUUUUUUUGUUUUGGGGUUGUUUUUUUUUUUCCUCCACCCUUGGUUGGGGGAAAGGUUCUGUCAGAGGUUUAAACUUGGUUUUACUCAAGGGUCAGCUCUGACCUGACUUUCAGAAAUAGAUUAAGCCGGAAGGUGUUUUGUUUCUGUCUUAAACAGGUCAUCCCAGAAAAGAUUUUUUUGUAAUCUCGUGAUUCAUUUCUCUUCCCAAACCUUAGUUUUCUAUGUUUUUACAGACCACCUGACGUAAGUCCCUUCCCUCUGAGGUCUGGUGUGUCAAACCUGAUUUGGGAGUGUGCUUCCUGUUGGAUAACUUCCCCUUCCUGAGAGUUUCAUCACCCUCCCUGGCUUGUUCUCAAAGUGGAAGGGCAGCUGGGCAUGACCUGUCCAUUGUGUAAAUGCAGGGUCUCUUCACUGGCGUUCCUCAGCUUUCUCUAAACUCGUACUCAAGGUCAACUCAAAACAAACACACACACACCUGUGAACACACAUGGAAAAUGAUAACUGGUCCUGUUUGCUUCCCUCUUUUUGUCUGUUUUGCUCACAGGCCAUACUGGUCUGAUUGUUGGGAGUAUCCUCUGACUCGUGUGUCUGGUCCAAAUAAAGGUACCUGCUGACCA
This is a messenger RNA of Ailuropoda melanoleuca (giant panda), 1745 nucleotides long. RefSeq names its product transmembrane protein 97 (gene TMEM97). Gene Ontology annotation, cellular component: endoplasmic reticulum. Bases 104 to 637 code for a protein of 177 amino acids. The record is from RefSeq and is a predicted model, not a curated record. The transcript has 3 exons. Lineage: Eukaryota; Metazoa; Chordata; Mammalia; Carnivora; Ursidae.